Molecule: messenger RNA, 1719 nt
Organism: Aspergillus mulundensis
Lineage: Eukaryota; Fungi; Ascomycota; Eurotiomycetes; Eurotiales; Aspergillaceae
Exons: 3
Coding region: 1-1719 (572 amino acids)
Molecular function (GO): protein binding
Source: RefSeq, a predicted model, not a curated record
AUGUCCCAGCCCACGAAAAAGCGGGAUUUCGAACCUGAAGGACACCUGGACUCCCGCCCAGCGAAAAGGGUCAAAGCAGACAACUCCGCGCGCGUUGGUCCUGUUGCCCGCCUGAACUUCGACGUCCUCCAAAUUAUUGCAUCGUACCUCACGCCUCGAGAGAUCGUGUCGCUCGAAAGGGUCAGCAAGGAAUGGCAAACGCGGACUCGGGACUGGCUGACCAGGGCCGCAUAUCGACUGACGGCCGAAACAACGCACCCGGCGAUCCAGCUAGGUGGGCUCUUACAUCCAGAACAGAAACACUAUUUUCGCUUGCUGCAUAAUUUGAGGAGCGGCAAUGCAGUCUCGGCGCACAUAUUGGAUUGUCGUGACGAGCGAGGCCGAGUCGAGGUUAUUUGCUGGCGGCGCGACCUGAAGUUUGCUGCGUGGGUCGUUUCUGGCUCAUCGUUUGCUCCAACGUCGCCUCAAACACGCAAUCCGUCCAGUGACAUACUGUACUGGAGGCAGGUUUCGGCAAACGAAGAGACAAUUUCAUAUAUUCCAGCAACGCGCUUCCUCCCACUCACAUCCGGGACUCCUGAAGCCGCGUAUAUUUACCAUUUGGCAGUGAAUGAUGAUGGGACUAUGUUGGUCCAGUUGACUCUUGACCGAGACCCUGAAGUGCUUGAAAGGAAUCUCGUUUACUCCCCGGAUGAGAACAAGGUCCUGUGGAGCGAGUUUACCACCCCUUCAGCGCGCAAGGGGAAGGGCAAGGGCAAGGGCAGUGACAAGAAUAUCAUCAUGCCCAGGGUCCCCUACCUCCUGGGCCAAAGCACAGUCUAUACUGCCCCGUGGGAGCGCCCCUUCAGAUGGAUCGUUGCAAUCAACUUCCGCACAAGGGCUCAGCUGUGGAAAAUGAAGCUCCAUAUCGCCACUUCAAACUCAAAAAAGGCGCCCACUCGGCAUAUGCGCAUUAUUCAAGCAGCAAACGGCGCGGAACUCCUUCUGCACUCCAGAGUCUCCGAGAAGAAGCAGCUGGAGGGGGUGAGCAUUAUCAACGGCAAAACGGGCAUCCGACUUGGACACGUCGAGUACCCUAACCCAUCAAGCACCAGUACGCUGCACCUGGAUUCCAUCCUCGCCCAUCCGGCAAGCAGACAGAUGGCGAUUAUCGACAUUAUAUCCGAGUAUGGCAAUGCAAAACUUUCCGCCCAUCAAUUCAUAUCCUGGACCCGCGUCGUUCUCUUAAGCCACUACGCCUAUAACCCCAACACUGGGUAUUCUCUUCUCCACACCGACGCUCUCCUCGCCGGCCAUGCGCACAACCCCUUGCAAGUCCCUAAACGCCCCCGUCCCUCUCAGGUUAUCGUGAAUCCCUUCUACCGGACCGCGAUUGUGUCAUCGCUCGAACAGCGUGACCCGAAUGAAAGAGCUGAGAUGUGCUUUUAUAGCUGUGUGAUGGAACCCACGGAAAACGCGAAACUUCGCGCGUGCGCUGAGGCUGUUCUAGCUGAACGCUUCAAGAAAGCCAGCGCUGUCCCUACUCUUCGUCAGUGCUUUGUCUUGGGUGAGGUGGAGACGGUUACUGUUCCUUCUAUGUCGCGAGAUGCGCAAGGUGGAAAGGCACGAGAAGAUCUGAGGCUGCCGGACUUUAAAGUUAGCGAUUCUGGUCACUUUACGGACGAUGGGAGCGUUGUGGUUUGCACUGGGCAUCCACAGUAUUUCCUGCGAUUUGGCUAG